AUGAAGCCGGUGACAGUCCUCAUGCUGGUCGCCUUCCCCCUUUACUGCUAUGCAGGUUCUGGCUGUUCCUUUCUCGAGGAAGUGAUUGCAAAAGCAGCCAAUGCCAGUGUGUCCACGACUGAAUACAGAGCAUCUCUUGAAGAGUUCAUAAACGAUGAAAACACUGCAAAUGCUGUAGACAAAUUAAAGCAAUGUUUUCUCAAUCAGUCAGUUGAAACUCUGAGCAAUUUCAAUGUGAUGAUGGUAAUUUCGGCUUUUUCUGGUGCUUUUAGAACCAUGGGACAGGGACAAGCAGGUUCUAAGUCUGUCACUGAUUAUGCCAAAGCAAGUGAUGAAUGUGCCUUAUUUCAGUUUAUUUCAUUGUGUGGUGAGUCCAAUGACUUUGACAUCCAAGGCUGCAGUGCUGAAAUCUUUAGUGAAUGA
Molecule: messenger RNA, 423 nt
Organism: Balaenoptera ricei (Rice's whale)
Lineage: Eukaryota; Metazoa; Chordata; Mammalia; Artiodactyla; Balaenopteridae
Gene: SCGB2A2
Product: secretoglobin family 2A member 2
Biological process (GO): androgen receptor signaling pathway
Source: RefSeq, a predicted model, not a curated record